GACAGAAAAUAAUUGAGAAUCACUGGUUUAAUGGUUCAACGCCAUUUUAUUGUGGACAGUGAAUACUCUUAUUGUGAAGGUUUCGGCGGCCGGAAGUAGUCGGCCUGUUGCAGUCACAGAGUUCUGGAGUUUUAUCCCGGUCUUUCUGAAUGUGAAUUAAUUAAACAAAGAAUCGUUAAGUUUGUCGUGUGCUGAAUGGGGUCAGGGCACUAAACACACGUGACGUCAGAAGCGGUUUUUAAAGUUUGAUGCUGGCGAUAAUGCGGCUAACAGCAUCAGCUAUCUGUGUUAGCAACAGUUGACAACGUUAGCAGACGUUAGCAGCUCCAGCUGAAUGGCCGUGGAGUGGAGUGGCUGUCAGAGUCUACUCGACCGCUGCUGAACUGAAAGGAUGCUCCAGGGUCCGUACGGGGGCCUGGAGCGGGACCGGCCCCUCAUCCGCCUGCACUUCAGAAGCUUUGUUGUGGCCACGGUUCUGCUGCCCCUCAGUGGUCUCGUCGUCUGCCUCCUCAUCUCUCUGUUCUACCACUUCGAGGAGGCCACGUACACACACUGCCAGGUGUCCAAUUACCUCCCGUCCAUCAGCUCAGCCAUCAGCCGCGUGCCGGAGCGCUACAUCUGGCGCAGCUGCAUCGGCCUGCACUCGGCGCCGAGGUACCUGGUGUCCGUGGCUUACUUCAACUUCUACCGCGGCCGCUUCGCCAAAAGGCUGCUGGAGCUGCUGCUGGGAGGACUGGCCCUGGUCUGCAGCCUGGCCGAGAACACGGGGCUGCUGCUGCUCACAUACGUGUCCUCCACCGAGACCUACACUGUCCAUAAGAACGGCUUCAUCGUCUUCAUCGCCAGCUCACUGCUCCACAUGUUGAUCACCUGUCGCCUGUGGCAGGUCAUCAAGAGACACUGUGUCAACUCAGAGGAAGUGACAUCAUGUCAAUGGAAGAUACACCUCUUCCUUCUUAACAUCAGCUGUUGCCUGGCUGCUGCUUAUUUCUUCAGACGCCACAACAAGUUCUGUGAGAGAGGAGUCUACACCCUCUUCGCUUUCUUUGAGUACCUGGUGGUCUUCUCCAACAUGGCCUUCCACAUGACGGCCUUCUGGGAUUUCAGCAGUAAAGAAAUCAUCGUGGCCACGCCUCCCGAGGACAAACGUUUCUGAAGAGAAACUGUUGGAACGUGUCCCGUCUCUGGGAUUGGACUCUGCUGGUUCAUGGUCACACAGACUGAAGGAGGAUGAAGGAGGAUGAAUCAUGGAACCGAAGGAACUGUUUCAGUCCUUUAAAUGAUUCUGUUGCUUUCACUGCCAGUUAACGCUGAACUGAGAUCAUUACAAACGGUUGUUUAUUUAAAGUCCACCCCCCCCCCCCCCCCCCCCGGCAGUAUCUGCUGCAGUGAUGUCAGCAGGAUGUGAUGUCACAUCAGCACAUUCCUGUGUCUGUGUAAACACAAGUGUGUGCGUGUCGUGCUGUCAGGGCGAGUCAGGACGUGUGUGAGGUAAAACUCCAAGAACGAGGCUGCAGUCAGUCCAGGCCAACCAGACGCCUUCAGUCCACAGAAGAUCGGUUCCACAGAAGAUCGGUUCCACAGAAGUCCGUCGACGUCUUGAACUUCUUCAGGCCUGAAGAAACAGGAACAGGAAGUGCUUUCCUGUCUCUGAGGAAGACGGGCCUUCCUGGAGGAGGAGGAACAGGACGAUGUUGACCAGGAGCUCAGCUCCACCUCAGACUUCCUGCUGGACCUCCGUCUUCAGACCGCCGUGGACGGACAUGAAGCCACAGUGUCGUCCAAAUCAUCGUCUCAUCGACAGAAACCAUUUUCACUCUGAGGCCUGGUGGUGGCAGUAUAACGUAUUAAUAUACACGGGGCAAAUUAUUAGUCUUUAGAAUUUAAAUUUAGAACUGAGUCAGGUACACUCCACCACAAGAGGGUUGUUGGUUUGAAUCCCAGUCUGUGGGUCGGCCCUUUUUUUUCCAAAAUGCUCUUAGCUGGGUCUGCUGCCCCCGGGGGCUGGACCAAUCACAGCCAAGGGCUGAUGCCUCCUCUUUGUGAUUCGCUACUGUUGGAUUUGAUGGUGUUCAUCGUCCUGAAGAUUAGACUUUUUGAUGUAAUCGAAACGUUUUUUUGGUUUGUUUUUUAAACAACGACAGUCAGCUGAAAUGAUGGUUGGAUUUGAUUGGUCGACAGAUGGAACCAAAACAGCCGUGGUCAGUGGAAACAGACGCAGGUUUCAGUUCAUGUGGUUUUAGAGGAAGUGGCUGAGUUUCUGACCUGAACCCUUUUUUUUUUAUCUACUUCUGCCAAUUGAGACGUGAUGUUUCAACAUUUUAACAUUUUCACAGCAGCCGUCAGCAGGUGGCGACGUCAGCCUUCAAAUAAAAACAACAGUUUGUGAUUAUUAGAAA
This is a messenger RNA of Cynoglossus semilaevis (tongue sole), 2399 nucleotides long. RefSeq names its product post-GPI attachment to proteins factor 2. The transcript is spliced from 6 exons. Lineage: Eukaryota; Metazoa; Chordata; Actinopteri; Pleuronectiformes; Cynoglossidae. Gene Ontology annotation, biological process: GPI anchor biosynthetic process. The record is from RefSeq and is a predicted model, not a curated record. The coding region runs from base 392 to 1156 and encodes 254 amino acids. Gene Ontology annotation, cellular component: Golgi membrane; endoplasmic reticulum membrane.